CGGCAAACAACGAUCUAGCGCGAGCUUCGUCGUCAUUGGAACAUCCAACGUAGCUAGCCGACAGAUCCGUUUAGCAGAUUCUAAAAAUAAAAGCAAAAAUGGUUAAACUUGGCGACGUAUUUCCUAACUUCUCCGCUGAUACAUCAGAAGGAAAGAUUGAAAAGUUUCACGAUUGGAUUGGUUCUUCAUGGGCUAUAUUGUUCUCUCAUCCAGCUGACUAUACUCCAGUUUGCACCACUGAGUUAGCUAGAGUUGUGAACCUUGAACCUGAGUUUAAAAGAAGGGAUGUGAAACUGAUUGCCUUGUCAUGUGAUGAUGUGACAAGCCACAUUGGAUGGGGCAAGGAUGUCCUUGAAUAUGCUGGCUGCUCAGCAAGCAAACUUCCUUACCCAAUCAUUGCUGAUGAGAAGAGAGAGUUAGCAGUUGAACUUGGUAUGAUUGACCCAGACGAGAAAACCAAAGAGGGACUUCCUCUUACUGCCCGUGCUGUGUUUAUUAUUGGACCAGACAAGAAAUUGAAACUCUCUAUCCUGUAUCCUGCUACUACUGGUCGUAAUUUCAAUGAAAUUUUGAGGGUCAUUGACUCACUUCAGUUAACUGCCACCAGAAAAGUAGCCACACCAGUGGAUUGGCAGAAUGGAGAUAAAUGUAUGGUGAUUCCAUCUGUAUCCAAAGAAGAAGCUGAGCAGCUUUUCCCUGAUCAUGAAGUUCGUACACUUCCUUCUGGAAAAGAGUAUCUGCGCUUAACUACCCAGCCAAAAUAAAUUGUUAUAAAAAAUUUACUUAUUGAUACUAUUUCACUUAUUUUUGCAUUAAUGUUUCCACUUUAACAAAUGAGUUAAAAGUGAUGAUUUUUAGUUCACGGAGCUAUAAUUAUCCAAUACUAAUUAUAUGCCAUAAGUUUGGGUUUGUUUUUUGUUUGUUAUAAAAAUCAUUUAUUUUUAUCAUAUCAGGCUAUUGCCUUUAUUUAUCAACAACCACUAUGCAUAUCAAGUAUUUGAAAUGGUCAUUGUUUCUAUUUGAUCCAUGUAACCAAAGCAAAACAAUGUUUAAUGGUUUUAUAAAUGUUAUUUCAAUGACCAGUUGCUAAACAUGGUUUGGGCUCAUAUUUGUUACAUUUUAUUGUGAUUCAAAUAAAUACAAAAAAUUAUUUUUAAAACUACAA
Molecule: messenger RNA, 1165 nt
Organism: Physella acuta
Lineage: Eukaryota; Metazoa; Mollusca; Gastropoda; Physidae
Product: peroxiredoxin-6
Biological process (GO): cellular oxidant detoxification; cell redox homeostasis
Cellular component (GO): mitochondrion; cytosol
Molecular function (GO): peroxiredoxin activity
Source: RefSeq, a predicted model, not a curated record